Cephus cinctus (wheat stem sawfly) is the source of this 2128-nucleotide messenger RNA. RefSeq names its product protein spindle-F (gene spn-F). The record is from RefSeq and is a predicted model, not a curated record. The transcript has 5 exons. Bases 580 to 1665 code for a protein of 361 amino acids. Lineage: Eukaryota; Metazoa; Arthropoda; Insecta; Hymenoptera; Cephidae.
AACGACUGCUUUAAUGCCUUUAGGGGCGUUUGCAAUCUACUUAAAAAUUUCGAAAGAAAUAAGAAGUGUUAAUCUGUCAGUACCAAAGAGAUAUUGCUAAGGAGGGCCAGCCUCCGCAUAUUCUUUGCACGAAACGAAUUAUAUGGCAUUUCAACUCCUUUCAGAACGUAUAUGCUUGUCCUAGCAUAUCUUCCGUGCUCACAGUGCCCAUUAACUGUCAGAUGUAGAGUCCAGUAAAGUCCCAUGAUGGCUGGUUCUCUUUACUAGUAUCUCCUCGAUGCUUGUCAGUGACGUGUGCCGACAGCGGGGAAUUACCACUCACGAUACUUUGAUGUAUUUUUUUUAUUUAUACAGAUUGACAAGAAUAUUUAGACUCAUUAUUGUGCUUCGGCAAUUUACAUCAUUGUCUAAUAACGAUAGGAAAGUGAAAAAUUGUUAUGACAGCUUGUCGUUCCUUAUCACAUUUAUUUAAUUAAAUGGUUGAAAUUUGUUUUUCUAUAACAUCUUAUUAGUCAACUAUUACAUCGCUUUUGAAUGGUGACACAAAGAACGUAGGACCCUUGUAACUGGACAAACGUAAUGGAUUCAAGCAGUGGAACAGAUCCUUUAAUGGAUCAAACCUCUGAGUCAGAAUAUGCACUACAACUUGCAUUUCAAACAAUGAAAGAACGAUGUCAGCAGUUACAAAAUAGAUUAGCGGUUGUGGAGGAAGAAAAUUUAUGUCUACGUCUAGAAUGUGGCAAGGAUACAUCCACUGCAGUUGUACGUGGCAAUGCAUCCAGCGAAAGGACUGUUGUACAAACUCUACAGGAAAAAGUAGAAGACCUCACGAAACAGAAAUCACAACUUACACAUUAUAUUUUUAUGGUUGCGGCAGAGAACCGCCAACUUUGGAAUAGAUUAACUCGAUUGGCAAAAACUAAUAAAUCAUUAGGGAGACACUUGAAUAAAAUAUCAGAUACAUUGAAGGAACAUCCACCUAUGACACCAUCAGAUGUUUUGUCCUACAGCUUCAGAGAUAUUUCCAGCCUCAUUAAAAAUGAAUCUACAAACUGUCUCCCAUCAACAAACAAUGAAAAUAGACAGCAGAGUUUGGAUGAAAUGUCUUUAAAAAUCCUUAAUAGUUUAAAAUUAAGAAAAUCAGAACUGGAACAACAGUGUGCAGAGAUGGUAGAAAUGCAGAAUAGUUUUGAUUUAAAUUUGCGAAAUGGUGGAUUUACCUACCCUGAAGAUGGAGAUGUAGAUUCCUUACAACAGCUAAAGCAGCAUGACGUAAGGCUAUCUCAAACGAAGGAUGCUCUCCUGGCACAGCAAGCCAAACUUAAAAGUGCUUUGCGGAAUUUGGAGAUUAUGAAGAAAGGUGUUACCUGUAAAAAUUGUCGUGACAAUGCUAGAAAGGAAAUGUGUCAAAUAGGAACACAAUGUGAUUCGGAUGAUAGUUUGAAGGAACACGGCGCUACUCAGACCAGUUUCUUAUUAUCUGGAAAUUCUGAUUUAGCAAGUGGUCAAAAUGUUUCUGACAGCGAUAAGAAGAUAAGCGAAAGAGUUUGCCCCCUUUGCGGAGCAUUAUACGGGAAAUCCACUACAUUUUCGACAUUUCAUGAACAUGUUUUAAAUCAUUUCACGGAGGAGGAGUGGGCGAAUGAAUUUGAAGUCGUACAUUGAAGUAGUAAUGACUUUGUUUAUCAUUGAUGAAAAACAUAAAAGGAAACGAUCAAAUAAUAUUAUUCAUUAUUGUUUGGUAUGGGAGCUCUGUGAGAAAUUCAUCUAUUGCGUACAAUUUGAGUAUUUAGUAAUACUGAGAUCGCCGGGUGUAGUUAUAGUUUAAAGACUGUCGAAAAAUUAUUAUUUAGAAGAGAAUAAAGCGAUUCUAGGUUAUUAGGUAUUAUAAAUACAGUUUAACGCGUGCCUCCCACUUCGUAGCUUAACGGGAACUGAGAGUAGAGGUGCUAUACCGAUUGUAAAUCCGAUCAUUUUAAACAACGGACUUUUGUAGUGGUUAUACUACGUGAAAUUAUUAUGCUACUCUUUAUUUAAUUCGUUAGUCUUUUUACAGAAUGAUCACCAAGGUGAACAUACAAUAUUGCGAAAACGUGUGACAAUGUUAAUAAAACUCGACUUAAUAUUU